Messenger RNA from Phanerochaete carnosa HHB-10118-sp, 2780 nucleotides. RefSeq lists its product as uncharacterized. Gene Ontology annotation, biological process: translational elongation. Gene Ontology annotation, molecular function: ribosome binding; GTP binding; translation elongation factor activity. The coding region runs from base 131 to 2659 and encodes 842 amino acids. NCBI's taxonomy places the organism in Eukaryota, Fungi, Basidiomycota, Agaricomycetes, Polyporales, Phanerochaetaceae. Gene Ontology annotation, cellular component: ribonucleoprotein complex; cytosol. The transcript is spliced from 8 exons. The record is from RefSeq and is a predicted model, not a curated record.
GAGCUUGCAGCCUGCGUGCUCUGCUGCGACUCUAUCUCGUCUUUUUUCUCUCGAGACCAAUCUCUGCAGCGAGCUUGUUGUCUCAGCACACAAACCCACUGUAUCAUUACCCCUGUAAAAUCUAGCCACUAUGGUAAACUUCACUGUAGAUCAGAUCCGUGCCCUCAUGGACAAGCCCACUAACAUUCGUAAUAUGAGUGUUAUUGCCCAUGUCGAUCACGGAAAGUCCACCCUUACCGAUUCCCUGGUCUCCAAGGCUGGUAUCAUCGCUUCCGCGAAGGCGGGAGACAUGCGGUUUACGGAUACACGCGAGGACGAAAAAGAACGCGGUAUUACCAUCAAGUCUACGGCUAUCUCGAUGUACUUCGAGGUCAACAAGGAGGAUGUUGGCGCUAUCAAGCAGAAGACCGAAGGCAACGAGUUCUUGAUCAACCUGAUCGAUUCUCCUGGUCACGUCGAUUUCUCAUCCGAAGUCACUGCUGCUCUCCGUGUCACCGAUGGUGCUCUCGUCGUUGUCGACUGUGUUGAGGGUGUCUGCGUUCAGACCGAGACUGUACUUCGUCAGGCCCUCACCGAGCGUAUUAAGCCUGUUGUCAUCAUCAACAAGGUCGACCGUGCUUUGCUUGAGCUCCAGGUCGAAAAGGAGGAGCUCUUCCAGUCUUUCCGCCGUACCAUCGAGACUGUUAACGUCAUCAUCUCUACCUACCACGAUGUCGCUCUCGGUGAUGUCCAGGUUUACCCCGACAAGGGUACCGUUGCCUUCGGUUCCGGUCUUCACGGAUGGGCUUUCACUCUCCGUCAGUUCGCCACUCGCUACGCCAAGAAGUUUGGUGUCGACCAGGAGAAGAUGAUGGGCAAGCUCUGGGGCGACAAUUUCUUCAACCCCGCUACCCGCAAGUGGUCAACUAAGUCUGCCGAUGCUGACGGCAAGCCUCUCGACCGCGCUUUCAACAUGUUCGUCCUCGACCCGAUCUUCAAGAUCUUCGAUGCCGUCAUGAACUUCAAGAAAGAUGCCAUUCCCCCCAUGCUCGAGAAGCUCGAUAUCAAACUCGCACAGGAUGAGCGUGACCUUGAGGGUAAAGCUCUCCUCAAGGUCGUCAUGCGCAAGUUCUUGCCCGCUGGUGACUCUCUCCUGGAGAUGAUUGUCAUCAAUCUCCCCUCCCCCGCGACCGCUCAGCGCUAUCGUGUUGAGACUCUCUACGAGGGUCCCAUGGACGACGAAACCGCCAUCGGUAUCCGCGACUGUGACCCUAACGGCCCUCUCUGCCUCUACGUCUCCAAGAUGGUACCCACCUCCGACAAGGGUCGCUUCUACGCCUUCGGUCGUGUCUUCUCGGGUACUGUCCGUGCUGGCCCUAAGAUCCGUAUUCAGGGCCCUAACUAUGUCCCUGGCAAGAAGGACGAUCUGUUCAUCAAGUCCAUCCAGCGCACGAUUCUCAUGAUGGGUCGUUACGUUGAGCCCAUUGAGGACUGCCCUUCCGGCAACAUCGUCGGUCUCGUCGGUAUCGACCAGUUCCUGCUCAAGAGUGGUACCCUCACCUCCUUGGAGACCGCCCACAACAUGAAGGUUAUGAGGUUCUCCGUCUCCCCCGUCGUUCAGGUCGCCGUCGAGGUCAAGAACGCUGCUGAUCUCCCCAAGCUCGUUGAGGGUCUCAAGCGUCUUUCCAAGUCUGACCCUUGCGUCCAGGCUUGGAUUUCAGAGUCUGGCGAACACAUCGUCGCUGGUGCUGGUGAGCUCCACUUGGAGAUUUGCUUGAAGGAUCUCCAAGAGGACCACGCUGGUGUCCCCCUCAAGAUUUCUGACCCCGUCGUCCCUUACCGUGAGACCGUCAGGGCCGAGUCCUCCAUUGUUGCUCUGUCGAAAUCGCAGAACAAGCACAACCGUCUCUACCUCAAGGCCUUGCCUAUCGAGGAGGAGCUUACCCUCGCCAUUGAGUCUGGCAAGAUCAGUUCUCGUGACGAUUACAAGCUCCGUGCUCGCUUGCUCGCCGAUGAGUUUGGCUGGGACGUCACUGACGCCAGGAAGAUUUGGUGCUUCGGUCCCGACACCACCGGACCUAACCUUCUCGUCGAUGUCACCAAGGGAGUUCAGUACUUGAACGAGAUCAAGGAUUCUUGCGUGGCUGCCUUGCAGUGGGCGACUAAGGAGGGUGUUUUGUGCGAGGAGAACAUGCGUGGUAUCCGCUUCAACGUCCUCGAUGUUACUCUCCACACCGACGCCAUCCACCGUGGUGGAGGACAGAUCAUCCCCACCUGCCGUCGUGUCUGCUACGCCGCUUGCUUGCUCGCCGAUCCCUGUCUCCAAGAGCCCAUUUAUCUCGUUGAGAUUCAAUGCCCGGAGAACGCCAUCGGUGGUAUCUACUCCGUCCUCAACAAGCGCCGUGGACAAGUCUUCAGCGAAGAGCAGCGUCCCGGAACUCCCAUGUUCACUGUCAAGGCCUACCUCCCCGUCGGCGAGUCGUUCGGCUUCAACGGCGAACUCCGUGCUGCUACGUCUGGCCAGGCGUUCCCUCAGUCGGUGUUUGACCACUGGGAUUUGAUGAACGGAUCUCCUCUCGACAAGGGCUCUAAGCUCGAGGAAAUCGUCAAGAACAUCCGUAUCCGCAAGGGUCUCAAGCCUGAUAUUCCUCCCCUCGAUACCUACUACGACAAGCUUUAAGGAAGUGUACAAUUGCAAGCCUGUUCAUCAGUGUCAUGUAUCAUUCGCUGUCUUUCCUCCGCUAGCUCGCUGCAAUUUGUAUUCUGCCUUAAAUUACAUUUUCUCAUUUCUCUCUAUCUCC